Messenger RNA from Mercenaria mercenaria, 2097 nucleotides. Its product is annotated as sulfotransferase 2A8-like. Lineage: Eukaryota; Metazoa; Mollusca; Bivalvia; Venerida; Veneridae. Gene Ontology annotation, molecular function: sulfotransferase activity. Gene Ontology annotation, cellular component: cytoplasm. The record is from RefSeq and is a predicted model, not a curated record. Bases 92 to 1063 code for a protein of 323 amino acids. Gene Ontology annotation, biological process: sulfation. The transcript is spliced from 6 exons.
GUCGCUGUUGUAAGGCUAGACAAGCUGCAAAAACUGCCACUCAUAAUACAAAAGCUUAACGCAGUAUACGUUAGAGUUUAUAUGUUCUAUAAUGUCUGUAGAUACGGCUAUGGAUAAAACAAAAACUGAGGAAAACAAAACAGAAGAAGCGUUAUGCAAUGUUUCUGUCCUUGAAGAUGAAAACGGGGAACAGUUUAAAAUUGCUACUUUUGAAGAGAUGGUAAUGCCAAUUCAAAUAAUACAAAUGGGGCUAGAAACGCGGCUUUCCUACGUAAAGGAUUUUCCAUAUCAAGAUGGAGACGUGCUUUUUGGUAGCUAUAUGAAAACAGGGACACACUGGACGUCAAAUCUUUUACAUUGCCUUAUGUACGAUGGCCCACUUGAAGGGUUGACAUCAUUUGCACCUUGUCUACUAGAUGUGUUUAACUAUCAGGAAUGGCCUCAAAAACGGGUUGGCAAUAGAAUAAUGGCGUCACAUCUCCCACCAGAACGAUUACCAACAGAGCAUUUUCAAAAGGGCGGGAAAACGAUUGUUGUUUUUAGAAACCCAAAGGAUACGGCUGUUUCAAUGUUUCAUCAGAUGCGGAAAUUCAAACAACUUGGGGAGAUGAAGUUAUCUUGGAACAGUUAUAUAAACUACUGGAUUGAAGGCAAAAUUGCCUUUGUCCCAAGUAGUUCCUUCUUUGACUACUACAACAGCUGGCAAAAACAGAUCGAAGAGAAACCUGAACAGAAUGUUUUAGUGGUUCAAUAUGAAGACUUGAAGAGGGAUAGUUUGAAUCAGCUUCGUCGGAUUCAGAAUUAUCUUGGACUAAAUCAUUCAGAUGAUCGACUUCAAGCUGUGUUGGACAAAUGUUCAUUUUCAAACCUUAAGGCUGAAGUAGAGAGCGGAAAGGUCAAAACACCUUUGAUUGAUGAGGAAGGAAAGUCAAUUCUCUAUAGGAAAGGUAUUAUCGGAGACUGGAAGAAUCAUUUCACGGUGGCACAAAAUGAAAAGAUAGAGACAGUGGCGGAAGAGAAAUUCAAGAACAGCAUGUUCAACUACAAAGCAUGGGAUUGCUAGCAAAUUAAAUGUUAACAAGAACAUUUUCGUUAAAGAUAGACUAUAAAUCUACCCUUUUUCACAGUAAUAUUCUAACAUUAUAUAUUGAAUAUCUAUCAAAAUAUAUUUAUCAUAGUUAACUAUGUAAACUAGCUAUGUACGUAGACUUGAAAUUACAUUUUGGUAUCAUAUCUAACAACACUUAGAAAGCCAGGUUUUAGUGCGCGGGCAAGUUUGACUGAAGGCAGUGUGGCUUUUAUUAUCCCCCAUGUAUGAGGUGAAUAAUUUGUCAGUUACAUAUAUAUAUAUAUAUAUAUAUAUAUGUUUCUUCCUAGGAAAGACGGCUUCUCGUGUAUCAGUGCUAUACACCGAAAACGGUAAACGACCAGACUGUUUAUUCGCAAAGAUCCAGGCUAAGUUACAGACAGGCCUGUAUCUAAAAAGAUUUUUCUCUCUCUGUUGUAGGGGCAUUGCCUCACUCUGUCCCUCCGGUCAGAUAUUUCUGUGUCUGUACAAGUAGAAGAUCAAUUUGGCACCCUGACUGGCUGCCUUUGCUCUAUGAAUAAACUGUAAUGUUUAAUCAGUUGCAGAAACAUGAAAAAACCUGUCACAAUUACAAUAAAUUACAACAGAAUAUCUAAUCGUAUCACCAGUUAUACAGACCGUAGGUAAAGCAGUUGUAGUCGUAGACCGCAGCAGUAAUAAUUCAAUAAGAUUGGUUUCCCUGAUACCAUCUAAUUCAUCGAACAUAUUGAUUUUCCAAGCACGAAAUAAACAACCCUUCUCAACCGAUCGAGCAUUAUCCGCCAUAUUUUAAAAUGUAAACAGGCUGUUUUUAUGCCGAAAAAGAAUCAUCUAUUUUUAUAGUUAUAUAUAAAUAUAUUUCACAGGCAAUUAUGUUUUAAUUAUUUAAAAAGUACUCUAUAUGCAUUGAUUUUUACCUCAAUAUGUACAAUUACAUUUUCAUUUUGACAUAGUAUUUAUAUCGUUUUGUUAAUGUCAUAUAUUACAGAAGCAUAUCUGUCGCUGACAAUAUACUAUCAAAAUUCUGUUGA